Molecule: messenger RNA, 1870 nt
Organism: Mya arenaria
Lineage: Eukaryota; Metazoa; Mollusca; Bivalvia; Myida; Myidae
Exons: 7
Coding region: 1-1272 (423 amino acids)
Molecular function (GO): protein binding
Source: RefSeq, a predicted model, not a curated record
AUGAAAAUGCCGGACUGGUGGAUCACCGUUGUCUGUGUAUCUCAUAUAUACAUGAACAUUUUCACAUGUGAAGGUUUAUACGUUGGUGUUUUAGAAAACUUGGAAAAUGUGCGAAAGGAAGAAGGCCAAAAUAUCACACUCUUUUGCAACGAGACCGCACAGGGAGAUGUUAAAUGGACAACACCAGAUGGCACCAAGGACGGACAUGAGGUCAACAUUCAUUCCAUCAAGAGGGUUGAUGCGGGAAUUUAUGUUUGCUACAACAACAAUGGAACCAACAUCAAAGACAUUGUAUCAUACUACAUAGACGUUCUUUACCCAGCGUCAAUUGAUUUUUUGAAUGCGUCUACAUCUGUUGUCCUGGUGAAUGAGGAGUAUACAUUUCAGCUUAACGUUGAUGGAAACCCGCCGCCAUUUACUACACUUAAACUGGCUGCUAAUGAAAAGUUGUAUUUCAAUGGCACCCAAACGGGCAAAUUUACAAUUGAUAUGCACAAUAGGGAAUGCACUGAAACUCAGGAAUAUAUUUUUACAUCUGAAAAUAAAUACGGAAAAGAUGUUAAAACACAGAAUAUAAGCGUAAUAGAAUCGCCAAAAUCAGACCCUGAAUACUCCUUCAACUCAACUUACACACCACGAAUUGGAGAUACAAUAACCUUGGUGUUCCAUUCAAUUGGUUGUCCUUUUCCAAGUUUCAAAUGGUCACAUGGCGAUGAAAUUUUAAAGCAUUCUGAUGAUAAGAUGACAACAAGCGUUACCAUACCUGUCACCGGAUAUAUGGAUUUCGGAUAUUAUACAGUGGAAAUGGAAAAUUCAGCCGGUCAAUAUGUGUCCAACUACGAAUUCCUUGCGACAGGUCCUCCGGAUCCUCUGGAAAUAUUGAAAGUGGAAGACGUCAAGUAUUUCUCGGCAAGCAUUGUUUUCCGACCUGGUUUUAACUACGGAGAGUCUCAGACAUUCUCCAUAAAACAGCAAACUAACGAUGGAAGUUGGACAACGAUUAAAGAAAACAUAGCUGAUGAAACUGACGGGAAGGGAAAGGGGGAACAAAUAUAUACCUUGGAUGAAUUAUCAGCAUCAACAUCGUAUAAAUUACAGUGGUUUGCCGUAACUUCUAGAGGAUACUCUGCUGGUUCUAAUAUUUUAGACUUUACUUCAGCAGAUGAGCCCCGACCAACGCCACAACCUCCAAAUUCAGCGUCAGUCAUCAAGUCUUCGUUUCAGUCUUUUAUUCUGUGUUUUGUUGCAACUUUAUUAUAUGUUGUUGUGUAAACUCCAUGAAGCGUAUACAUCACAUCAAUCGAUGCUACUUAUUGUUGAUAUAUACAUGCUUAAAGACAAUAUUUGCACUGUGAUUUGUUUCUGACGUUGGUUAGCUUCUAAGAAAAGUUUAAGAACCCCUUUGGGUAAACGUGCAUGCGUAUAUCAGUAUAUAUCGUCAUAUAUAAAAGGUGCACUCUUACUCCAACAUAAGUUGUUUCACAGUAAAUACAAUUCUUUUAAUUGAACGAAAUGGUGAAUAAAUAUCGAAAACAAUGGUUCUUAUGAUGGACACCGUAUAUCAGUAUGUAUCGUCAUAUAUCAAAAAUGCAUUCUUACUUCCACAUAAGAUGUACCAAAGUUAAUAGUUAAUAGAUGUGUCACAUUUUUUUUAAUUUACAGAAAAGGUUAAAUAAAAAUCGAAAACAAUGGUUGUUAUGAGGAUGCCGUGUUAAAUUUGAAAGAAAGGUGCAGAAAACACGGUAGUACUACCUCAUGAGUCAUAGUUGAACACUGUAAAUCUUUUAGGAUCCACUAGUCAUUUAAUAUUUGUGCGUUUUCAGAUGUUAAACACGGUUAUCCUAUUUUUUUCAGUAAUGAUUUUUUUCCA